GCCAGCAGCGGAAGGCGGAAGCGGCGCCGGGGGCCGGGCACCGGGUCCGGUUGGGGCAUGGCGGGGUCCGGUUGGGCCCCGCCGCGCCUGGACGGGUUCAUCCUCACCGAGCGGCUCGGGACCGGCACGUACGCCACCGUCUACAAGGCCUACAGGAAGAGGGACACGCGUGAGGUGGUGGCCAUCAAGUGCGUGAGCAAGAGGAGCCUCAACCGGGCCUCGGUGGAGAACCUGCUGACCGAGAUCGAGAUCCUCAAGACCAUCCGGCACCCGCACAUCGUGGAGCUCAAGGACUUCCAGUGGGACAGCGACCACAUCUACCUGAUCAUGGAGUUCUGCGCGGGGGGGGACCUCUCCCGCUUCAUCCGGAUGCGCAGGAUCCUCCCGGAGAAGGUGGCGCGCGUGUUCCUGCAGCAGCUGGCCUGCGCCCUCAAGUUCCUGCACGACCACAACAUCUCCCACCUGGACCUGAAGCCGCAGAACAUCCUCCUGAGCGCCCCGGAGCACCCGCAGCUGAAGCUGGCAGACUUUGGGUUUGCCCAGUACAUGUCCCCAUGGGAUGAGAAGCACGUCCUGCGUGGCUCCCCGCUCUACAUGGCCCCCGAGAUGGUGUGCCGGCAGCAGUACGACGCCCGGGUAGACCUGUGGUCGGUGGGGGUCAUCCUUUACGAAGCACUCUUUGGGAGGCCGCCCUUCGCCUCCCGCUCCUUCGCUGAGCUGGAGGAGAAGAUCCGCAGCGAUCGGGCUGUGGAGCUGCCCAGCCGGCCCCUGCUCUCCCCGGAAUGCCGGGAUCUCUUGGGACAGCUCUUGGAAAGGGACCCUUUGAAGCGCAUCUCCUUCGAGCGCUUCUUUGCGCACCCCUUUGUGGAUAUGGACCAUGUCCCCGGCCCCGAGAGCCUCUGCAAGGCGACCGACCUGGUGGUGGAAGCAGUGAAGAAGGAUCAGGAGGGAGAUGCCUCUGCUGCCCUGUCCCUCUACUGCAAGGCCCUGGAGUACUUUGUGCCUGCUCUGCACUAUGAAAGCGAUGCUCGCCGGAAGGAAGCCAUCCGGGCCAAGGUGGGGCAGUACAUCUCCCGAGCGGAGGAGCUGAAGGCAUUGGUCACCUCCAGCAGCAAGACCCUCCUGCAGAGAGAGAACCCGGCCAGAGAGCUCCUUAGAGAGAUGGCCAAGGACAAGCCCCGGCUCUGCACUGCGCUGGAGAUGGCUUCUGCUGCCAUCGCUAAGGAGGAGGAGGGCAAGGACGAUGCUGACACCCUGGAGCUGUACCAGCAGAGCCUGGGGGAGCUGCUGCUGCUGCUGGCUGCGGAGCCUGCGGGGAGGCGCCGGGAGCUGCUGCACGCAGAGAUCCAGACCCUGAUGUCUCGAGCCGAGUACCUGAAGGAGCAGAUGAAGAUGCGGGAGGCACAAUCCAUGGGCAAGGAAGCGCUGGCAGAGCCCGUACGGAGCAGUGAGUGUCCAUCCCCAUCCCAUCGGAGCCUGCGGUCCUGUGGUGGGGAAUGCCCCUACUUGGGGAUAUUCCUGCCCACGGGUGAUCCCGACCCCGCACACCUUUAUGCAUGCAUGGGCGCUGGGAGACAAUGGCUUGUGCAGCCCAAUGAGUGUCCCCUGUCCCCCGCACAGCCUGUACCUUGCAGUGAUGCCCGGAGCCGGCCGCCGGGAUGCUGCUCACCCAGGGAGGAUGGAGGGGGUGACGAGGCUUUCAUCCUGCCUGCACUGGGGUAACCGCCUUGGGGAGCUCCCCUGCUCGGGUGGGUCCGCAGGGCCAUGUGCCUGCUUCCCUUCCCGACAGGCGGGAUCCCCUCCAGCCCUGGUGUGCCGUUAUUCCACCCUAAUUCCCUCCGCUGGCUGCCACGGGUGGGUGUUGUUAUCCUGGCACCGCCUCCGGCAGGAUAACCCCGCAUCCUGCCCGUGCGGCUCCUGUCUCUUCUUCCACCUCCCGCGUCCUCCUGGGGGGGCCCUGAGCACCGCACAGCCCCACUGGUGGGGCAGGCAGCAGGGCUCGGCACGCUGUGCCUUUCUCACCCAGCAACUACCUCUCUGCGCCCAUCACCGCGCCUCCGGCCUCCAUGGCCCGGCCGGCCCUCCCUCCUGCUGCUCCUCAACCUGUGCUGGGGGCUGGUGGGUACCGACUGCGCUUUCAUCUGUGCCGUGAGGGGUCAGUGCUCAGUGGGCAGGGUGAGAGCUCUUGGGGCUCUCACAACCCCAGCAGCCCACUUACAUCCCCAGACCACCCCCAAGUCCUGCUGAAUCACUUCGGGUGCUGAGGUCGCCUGUCCUGCAGAGCAGGGGCCCUCCUCCCUGUCUGCUGCACUGCAAAGGGAAUGUAAUUUAUUGUCUCAAAUAAACACUUGGUUUGGGUU
Molecule: messenger RNA, 2360 nt
Organism: Pezoporus flaviventris
Lineage: Eukaryota; Metazoa; Chordata; Aves; Psittaciformes; Psittacidae
Gene: ULK3
Product: unc-51 like kinase 3
Exons: 15
Coding region: 58-1722 (554 amino acids)
Biological process (GO): autophagosome organization; peptidyl-serine phosphorylation; autophagy
Cellular component (GO): cytoplasm; autophagosome
Molecular function (GO): protein serine/threonine kinase activity; ATP binding
Source: RefSeq, a predicted model, not a curated record